AUGCCUUAUAGACCAGAAGCUGAGCUUAAGAGGCCUGACCUUAAAGGAGAAUUUUUAUGUGGACAUUGUGGCAAAACUUUCUGUCAUGCAGCAUCACUAAAUCGUCAUCGUUUAAAUUUCCAUGGGGAUGAUCAACAGUGCCAACUUUGUAAUGUUAAAAUCGCAGCACACGAGACAGUUCGUCGCCAUAUGGCAGUAAAUCAUCAGAUCACACGUGUUUUUACUUGUGGAUGCUGUAACUGGACUUUCCCUGACAAGAAGGAGCUUCAUGCACAUAACAACAGCAUGCUACGUACGGGACACCCUGGUGAUGCCCGGGCGAUUGCCAUCAGUAAUCGUCCACCAGGCUCUCUCGCUCAGGCCGAACUUAAGACGGAGGACGGAGCUUCAUUGAUAAAUAGAAGUAGUAACUUCAGUAGUCCGCCUCCAAAACAGCCAAAGAAAAAAGUUGAAACAACUAACGUUGCCCAAUUAUUGCUAAAACAAAUGGUGACACAACAGCAAGCAGCUACAGCUGCUAAUAGUAGCGGUGCAGCUUCAGCAGUGACUCCUGGUAUUGGCAAUGAAUGGAUACAGUCCUUCUUGCUGAAUAAUCCUAACCUUUUACCUCUAUUCUCUUUACUACCUGGAAUGAAACAGGAAGAACCAAGCGCUCCUUCUCCCUUAGAAUCAUUAUUUGCAUCGAAUAAUAAUAAUAAUACAAUAAAAUAUGAGCUCAAUGUGAAAACAGAGCCUGAAGAAACAUCGAGUGGUCCUGAGUCAGGAAUAGGAUCAGGAGAAGACGUGACAGAUUCAUCACCAGUCCCAAGCGAUUCAUCAUCGAAAGAAAGCAGUCCGCCCGGAGAUUCCAAGAAUUUCUCAAGGAAACGAAAAUCCGUCGAUGCUAUAGCGUCCUUUUUAUUUCAAAGGAAACAAUGUGCCAGUGCGGCUCAAUAA
Molecule: messenger RNA, 936 nt
Organism: Auanema sp. JU1783
Lineage: Eukaryota; Metazoa; Nematoda; Chromadorea; Rhabditida; Rhabditidae
Source: the annotation of a GenBank genome assembly